Molecule: messenger RNA, 1940 nt
Organism: Danaus plexippus (monarch butterfly)
Lineage: Eukaryota; Metazoa; Arthropoda; Insecta; Lepidoptera; Nymphalidae
Exons: 7
Coding region: 242-1177 (311 amino acids)
Molecular function (GO): zinc ion binding
Source: RefSeq, a predicted model, not a curated record
CACAAGUCUUCACGAGAUAGUAUUGUUAAUACAACAAGGUUCGUGUGUAAAAUUGUGUUGAGCAAAUCUUGAAUGAUUGGCAUUAAUUGUAGGAGCAACUCUGUGACUUGGGAUAGUAUUGUUGUAGACACGUAAACGAUACGCUAUCACUGAUAAGAUACACACAUACAUGCGAUAUCUGCUCGCUGUGCUGUAAUGGAAUGUCGUUGAUAGUGUAGUGCGAUCCCGAAAAUACUACGUGAUGACAUCACUGACAAAGAGUUCGGCUGAAUAUCAGGGUUACCCCUACAGAAAUCCUAUAGCGACUGAAGUACAGACGAUAGACCAGGAGACAGAAACGAAAUGGACAAACUUACCAAGAAGAAAUAUCACAGAGAGAAUUAGAGAGAAUACUAAUAGGAGCACAAAUUCGAGAACUGUACAAGCAAUUAGACCGAAUUCUUUGAACCUAGCCCAGACAAAUCAAAAUCCAUCCGAGGUAUACAUAGAAUUACCCAUAGCUAGACCAGACGAGCGAAACGAGAGCGCCGGAAACUUAGAAGAUAGUUCAAGGUUUGUAGAAGAAACGAUACUGUACGAUCCGUUCGAAGAUAGGAGAAUAAAUAUCCAGAGACCAGAAAAUCUGAAUUCCCAGCAGAACAACACGCCAGAAUCGCCGCUGUUUCAUCCAGAAGCAAGGCCUGGUGCUGGAGGUUCCAGGUCAGACCUCAGCCAAGUGGUUACUUCGUCGCGACCGCCGAUAAUGUCCAAGGAGACCUUCGUGUAUGGGGCACGAACGCCGGAUGACUUCCCGCUAUCCCCGAUCCCAGUAUCCGAAUUCCCAGAACCACCACCAGCCUACACAGAGGUCUACACACCGCAAGAAUCACAGCCACCAAGAACUGUCGUUAUCGUACCAGAUCAACAGACCCCCGUGGGUAUCGCGAGCAACGACAGGAAACUGUUGUCCUGUGCUCACUGCGGACUAAGAGUGCACACGCUGGCUGUUAGAGAGAAUGGGGUCGUCACUCACAUGCUAGCCAUUUUAUUCUUCUUUAUAUUCGCGCCACUAACCCUUCUGAUCUACUGCACGGAUUUCUGUAAAUACAGGAACCACUACUGCCCGAACUGCAACCAGCUCAUCGGCUACGAAGUACCAAUACUGUGCCAGGACAUGGUCUACAACAAAACUGGGUAGAAAAAUUGGUGUACUGAAAUACUUUGUUGGUAUAUAUUUUCAUUAUUUCCUUUAUAUAAACAAUAUAUCUUUAACUUUUAACCGUAAAAGUUAUUUGUAUGUGAUUUCUAUUGUAAAUUUCGCAUCGUAAUAGUCCUAUUCUCUAUAGGACAUGCCUUUUAACAAUCAAUACAAGAGUAACGUUUGUUAUUAUACAAAAAAAAAUAUAUGGAAUUCAAUGUACGUAGCUACAAAGGAAUUAUAGGCGAUCAGUUUUGCAAAUAUUCAUCUGAAUAUUUUUGCUUCCAAUAAAAUGUGUAUAGCAAUAUAAAAACGGUAAAUAUGAAGGUAGUUAUAAGUAACAAAAAAAAAAUUGUUUUUUUGUGUGUGUAAAGAUUCAUUACCUAAAUUCCAGAAAAGCAUAUUCAAGCCUCGAACUAGUACACCAUUAUCUAAAAUGUUUUUGCAGUAAAAAUAUUUUUUCUAUGUAGCCAUGAAUUUAAACCUGAUACCCUAUACCUUAACUAAUUAAUUGAUGCAAAUUUUGAGUCCAGAGACUUAAAAAAAAAUAUAUAAUGUAUUUUUUUCUGCAAAAUAUAUAUUUUUUAUGACAAUUUUAAAAAAAAUUGAAAUAUUUUUUCUUUAAUUUCAACAUUUAAAUCAUAGCGUAAUUUGUAUAUUUUGACAAAUGAGUCUCGUGAGUGCUUCACUUAUAUGAAUUGUGUUGAUUUUUCAUAAUAAUUUUUAACUCGCAGGCGGGAAAAAUAAAUUAGAAUUAUAUAUA